Molecule: messenger RNA, 270 nt
Organism: Porites evermanni
Lineage: Eukaryota; Metazoa; Cnidaria; Anthozoa; Scleractinia; Poritidae
Source: the annotation of a GenBank genome assembly
AAGGGAAGAACAGAGCUUGGUGAUGUGACUCCACACAACAUAAAGCAGCUCAAGAAACUGAACUCAGUUGUGUUUCCCGUAAGCUACAACGAUAAGGUGUGAAGAGUUAAGAUUGUUUCCUUUAAGAGUGCAUCUCUUUCCUUCAGUUUUAAGUCAUUAUGCCGAUACAUUAUUCCAGUGAAAUGCCAACGUGUAUUCAGCAUGAUCAGAGUGGAAACCAUCGAAAAUUACUCACUUUCGCGAAUUCUGGACUCUGAUUGGCCUUCUUAA